GAUCCUUCCUCCCGAAAAGUCCCCAAGCCACCGACUUUCUCCCCUGGAAAAACCCGGCGAAGGCUUCUUGAAAUUUCCCUCCUUUCUUGCUCAAAAACCAAGUUGCAGGCCUAGAACACUCUCCUAAACCCAGAAAUUUUCCAGAUCUGCGCUGUCCUCUUCCCCUCUGUCCGCCGGCCUCUGCUGGGUGGGGUUGGGUUCGGUUUUCUGUCCGUAAGUUCCCCUGCAGCUUGCCACCGGCUUCUUCUUCUCCCUGCAGCUCCGGUUUUAGCUGGAAAAUUCUGGUUCCCGAUCGUUCUGUCAGUUAGCACCAUGAAUUGAGCCUUUGGUUUUAUGCGAGUGAGUGGUGGUGGGACUAAACCUGUUUUAUGCAAAAUGGGAGGUUUAAACGCUAGCACAUGUCGACAUGUUCCUGAUAGAACCGGUUCAUUUCUAUAAUCCUGCUAGUGGGAGUUAAACACUAGUAAUUCUUGUUGCCUGCUAGUGGGAGGUUUAAACACUGGCCAUGACCUAUAGAGGAGACGGCUAUUUCGCUCUCGUACUUGUAUUCGUUUUCUGAUUACACUUGUUGGCAUGCUAUAAGUUUAAUUGACUACUACUGAACUUUAUUAUGCAUAAUGGUUAUCAUUGAGCAUUCCGUUUAUGUUUAAACUGUUUAUCUGAAAUGCUCAAAUUUUACCCACGGGCUAUCCAUACAUUUGCUUAUUGAGAUAUUUUAUCUCAUGAGUUUUCCCUUGUCCACCAUUUCAGGUAGUAUGACCCGAGACACGGAAACCACGGGAAGUGACGAGUUAGAAGGCUAGCCAUUUCGAGAUUGAUAUAAUUUUAGAAAUAAAUCAUGUUUUUUGUA
Rubroshorea leprosula is the source of this 850-nucleotide messenger RNA. The record is from the annotation of a GenBank genome assembly. Lineage: Eukaryota; Viridiplantae; Streptophyta; Magnoliopsida; Malvales; Dipterocarpaceae.